This is a messenger RNA of Dimorphilus gyrociliatus, 1936 nucleotides long. Lineage: Eukaryota; Metazoa; Annelida; Polychaeta; Dinophilidae. The record is from the annotation of a GenBank genome assembly.
AAUGAAAUAUGACAGUUUUAACGAUUGUAUUGAAAAUUGUUUAAGUAAAUCUAAGUGCAGUGGUGCUACAUUUUGGGAUGAUAAAUGCUACUUUUAUAAGAAGGUUAAUUUAAAUGAGAAUUCUGGUCUAAAGAGAACAGGCUAUGCAUAUUCUUUCUAUAUUAGAACUCGAAAGAUAAAGUGCGAGAAUCCUGAACAUGAAAAGAUAAAGGGAAAAUACUGUGCUCAAUAUUUCUUUUUAAACCAAGGAUGUACUUUUAGUAAUUUUGAAAGUGCUUAUGAGCAGUAUAGCUAUCAUUGGAAAAAUAAUCCUAUUGAAGAUAUUGAAGCUCAUGUUGAAAGUAUUAAACAAUCGACAUUCUGCAAAAAAAGAAUAAGUUCUGGAAGAAUAAAUGUUGCCCCUUUAGCGAAAAUACAUUUAUCUGGAAAUAUUACGUCAUCUCUACUUCAUCCCUAUCAUAUGAUUGAUGAUGUUUUAAUAAACAAUGAGGCAUGUUUAAAUGAUACAAUUAAUAUUAUUACACAUUAUUUAUUUAUACGUGUACAAAGUGUUACUAUUCAUGGAGCAAAUGGCUAUUCUCUCCCUCAAGUGGAAAUUGCUUUAAUUGACGAAACAGAAACGCUUAUGGAAUUAGCGAAAGAGAAUGAUAUUUCAUAUGGUAAACCUCAAAUGAACUUGCAAAACGGCUUACCCAAUUCUGCCGCUACUGGUACAUGGACUAGUCCGUAUUUUGGAAAUGAUGGAAAUUUCAACAGUUAUAUCACUGUUAUUCCUGAACAAUAUCUUACUGUUCAUCUGGUUUAUGUCUACGUUAUUAGAUCAUUUUCACUACUUUUCUAUAAUGUUGAAUAUUCAAUUUUGAUAUCUACUGAAGUUUAUGGGUCGGGCAAUAAACACUUUUGCAUUGAUGGUGCAGUUUUGGAACAGUCAUCAGUUUAUCAAAUCAAAGAGUUUUUCUGUAAAAAUUAUAUGGAAGGAGAAUAUUUCGACCUAAUCUCCUCCAAACAGUUUAGAAUUUAUGAACUUGAAAUUUACGGAAGUAGAAAAGAAUCAUCUGAAAUAAUUAAAUGGGAUUUAUUAGAUUAUUUCACUUUAAGCUCACAAACUGAUAAUGAUAUAAUAUAUAAUAAUCCUAUAAAGGCUUUUGACGGUAAAUAUCAGAAUGAGUUAAAGGAUGAUAAUUUUAAAUCUUGUAGUAGAGUACCAUUCUCAACUAUAAGUAGAUAUAAAUGGUAUGCUGUUAGAAUGAAAAAUAUAUAUUUAAUUGAAGGAUGCAUAUUAAAUUUUGGGUCAACUGAAGGCGUUCCCGAUGAAUUUGAUGUAUCAACAACAAAUGAAACCUUAGAUACAUUAACAUGGCCUUCUGUUAGUCGGACUAUAUGUAAAUAUAUAAAACCUGAAAUGCCAUAUCAAAUCUUUUGGCAUAUAACCUGCUCUACUUUGGCUUAUGCUAAUUAUUUGGUUGUUACCGACAGAGGUUCUUUGCAAACAAACUUAACACUUUGCGAAUUGACACCUUUCGGAGCGGAAAGUAAUCCUACAACUGGUAAACUGUUAAAUACUUACGAAAAAUAUUCACCAUCACACUUUGGACCAGUUUUGAAUCAGACUAUUUUUCAAUUUCAUAAUGCCAAUGAAGAGAUAUUAAAAUACUUUAGUAUUACUUUUAAUGUUGACCACUAUAGAGUAGCUAAAGUAGAACUUCAUGGAAUGAGAUAUGCUUUUAGAAGAACCAAAUUCCGUAAUGUAGAAUCAAAAGUAUUCGUCUUAACUACAUCAUUCUCAAAAUGUUCUAACGAAUGUUUAAGAAUAGAAAAUUGUAAUACAUUUGCCUAUAAUUCUGUCAAGAGGGAAUGCACCUUAUCAUCUGAAUUGUACAGUUAUAAAAAACCAAACGAAAAUAAUCCUAUAAUGCUGUCAUAUUUUCCAUUGUAA